Molecule: messenger RNA, 270 nt
Organism: Plasmodium vivax (malaria parasite P. vivax)
Lineage: Eukaryota; Apicomplexa; Aconoidasida; Haemosporida; Plasmodiidae
Exons: 1
Coding region: 1-270 (89 amino acids)
Source: RefSeq, a predicted model, not a curated record
AUGAACGGAAAGAACGAAAAAAAACAAAUGAACGGAAAGAACGAAAAAACACAAAUCAACGGAAAGAACGAAAAAACGCAAAUCAACGGAAAGAACGAAAAAACGCAAAUCAACGGAGAGAACGAAAAAACGCAAAUCAACGGAGAGAACGAAAAAAACAAAAAAAACGAAAAAAACGAAAAAAAACAAAUGAGCCAAGGGGACGAAAAAAUCAUGUCACGUCAAGCGGGCAAAUUGGCAGGACGCAAAAAUGGAGGAAUGGACAAAUGA